AUGGGGGUUAUGUCCAGGCGGGUUAUCCCCGCCUGUGGUAGCCUCUGUGUUUUUUGUCCUUCUUUGCGGGCCAGAUCGAGACAGCCGGUCAAACGUUACAAGAAGUUGAUUGCUGAAAUCUUACCACGGAAUCAGGUUGCUGAACUCAAUGAUAGAAAAAUCGGAAAGCUAUGCGAAUAUGCUUCUAGGAAUCCAUUGAGAAUUCCCAAGAUUGCAGAGAACUUGGAGCAAAGAUGUUACAAGGAUUUGCGUAAUGAAAGCUUUGGUUCAGUGAAAGUUAUCUUGUGCAUAUACAGAAAAUUGCUGUCGUCAUGUAAGGAGCAGAUACCACUAUUUGCCAGUAGUUUAUUAGGGAUCAUCCGGACUCUUUUUGAGCAAACUCGAGCAGAUGAAGUGCGGAUCUUAGGUUGCAAUACUCUUGUAGAUUUUAUUAAUUUCCAGACAGAUGGUACAUACAUGUUCAACUUAGAAGGUUUUAUCCCGAAAUUAUGUCAGUUGGCCCAAGAAGUAGGAGAUGAUGACCGAGCUCUGCUUCUACGCUCAGCAGGACUACAAGCUCUAUCUUCUAUGGUAAAGUUCAUGGGUGAGCAAUCACAUCUUUCCAUGGAUUUUGACAAAAUUAUAUCAGCAAUUUUGGAGAAUUGUAUGGAUCUCCAAUCUAAAUCCAACCUCGCCAGGGUAGAGAAACUGAAUUUACAAUCUCAGAACCAGAUGGUUCAGGGAUUUCUUAAAGAAGAAGACUGUAUAUCAUCCACCUUGAAUGUCACAACAGGAUUUGAGAUAGAGUCCAAGUUGGAUACUGCUAAGAAUCCUGCUUAUUGGUCAAUGGUUUGCUUGUACAAUAUAGCUAAAUUGGCAAAGGAAGCUACUACCGUGCGGCGUGUCCUGGAACCUCUUUUUCAUCAUUUUGAUUCAGAGAACCAAUGGUCUUCGGAAAAGGGGGUUGCUUAUUGUGUUUUGAUGUAUUUGCAAUCCCUUUUAGCUGAAUCAGGAAAUAACUCCCAUCUUCUGUUGUCCAUUUUGGUCAAGCACUUGGAUCAUAAGAAUGUUGCCAAGAAACCUAUCCUUCAGAUUGAUAUUAUUAACACCACCACACAGGUUGCACAAAAUGUGAAGCCGCAAGCCUCAGUUGCAAUCAUUGGUGCAAUAUCUGAUCUCAUUAAACAUUUAAGGAAAUGCCUACAAAAUUCAGCUGAAGCAUCCGAUACUGAAAAUGAUGCAUAUAAGUUUAAUACUAAAUUUCAAUCUGCCAUUGAAAUGUGCAUAUUACAACUUUCAAACAAGGUUGGAGAUGCAGGACCCAUUCUUGAUUUGAUGGCCGUGGUGCUAGAGAAUAUUUCUAGUUCUACUAUCAUAGCCAGAACAACAAUCUCUGCUGUCCAUCAGACUGCAAAGUUAAUCACUUCCGUCCCUAACGUGUCGUAUCACAUGAAGGCUUUCCCUGAUGCAUUGUUUCAUCAAUUGCUCCUGACCAUGGCUCAUCCUGACCGUGAAACACAAAUUGGAGCACACAGUAUCUUCUCUAUAGUGCUAAUGCCAUCCGUGUUUACUCCUUGGUUAGACCAAAAAAAUAUUGCUAAGAAGGUAGAGAAUGACAGCCUCUCCAUUCAGCAUGAAAGUUUUUCUGGAGCAAAGCACUUGAAUGGGAAACUGGUAGAAGAAAAGGUAAUAGCAGGUGUGAGCGGGAAGAAUUUUUUUACUCAUGCUCUAACUGAUGGAAAAGACGAUCUAAGAUCUCUUAGGUUGAGCGGUCACCAAGUGAGUCUCUUGCUUUCUUCAAUCUGGGUUCAGGCAACAUCUGCUGAAAAUGGCCCUGCAAAUUAUGAGGCAAUGGCGCACACUUAUAGCAUUGCUUUAUUAUUUACUCGUACUAAGACAUCCAGUUACAUGGCUUUGGUAAGAUGCUUUCAACUGGCAUUUUCCCUCAAGAGCAUAUCUUUGGACCAAGAAGGAGGCUUACCACCAUCUCGCAGGAGGUCCCUUUUAACCUUAUCUUCAUAUAUGCUUAUAUUCUCUGCCAGGGAAGGCAAUUUCCCUGAUCUGAUUCCAAAAGUCAAAGUAUCUCUCACAGAGGCACCAGUAGAUCCAUUUCUUGAACUGGUGGAUGAUACUCUGCUACGGGCUGUUUGUAUAAAAUCAGACAAGAUAAUUUAUGGAUCCGACGAAGAUGAAGUUGCUGCUAUGAAAUCACUAUCAACUGUACAAUUGGAUGACAGGCAGUUGAAAGAGACUGUAAUAUCAUACUUUAUGACUAAAUUUUCGAAAUUGCCAGAGGAUGAGUUGUCCAGCAUAAAAAAUCAACUUCUACAGGGUUUUUCCCCUGAUGAUGCUUAUCCUUCGGGACCUCCAUUGUUUAUGGAGACACCGAGACCAGGUUCUCCACUUGCUCAGAUUGAGUUCCUAGAUUUUGAUGAGGUAAUGGCUCCAGAUGAUUCGAUGGAUGAAGAGACCGGGCCUGAGCUAAGUGGAAGCCAAUCAGAUCGCAGAACAUCACUUUCAACCCACUUCCCUGAUGUUGUAGGUGUUAAUCAACUCUUGGAAUCGGUUUUGGAAACUGCUCGGCAAGUUGCAAGCGUAUCUACUUCCUCAACUCCGUUACCUUAUGAUCAAAUGAAAGACCAGUGUGAGGCUCUUGUAACAGGGAAAAAACAGAAGAUGUCAGCCAUUCAAAGUUUUAAGCAUCAACAAGAGACCAAAGCCAUAGUUCUUUCAAGUGAAAAUGAAGUAGAAGUUUCUCAUCUACCGGCACUAGAAUAUUCAAAAGAUGAUUUGAAAUUGGUGACCCAGGCACAAUUAGCUCAGGAUCAAAUCUGCUUUCUUUCACACGACACUAGACAACAACAUUCUUUGAGACUUCCACCUUCGAGCCCCUAUGAUAAAUUCUUAAAAGCUGCAGGAUGCUAA
Molecule: messenger RNA, 2904 nt
Organism: Vicia faba (fava bean)
Lineage: Eukaryota; Viridiplantae; Streptophyta; Magnoliopsida; Fabales; Fabaceae
Source: the annotation of a GenBank genome assembly